Messenger RNA from Plenodomus lingam JN3, 123 nucleotides. The record is from RefSeq and is a predicted model, not a curated record. Lineage: Eukaryota; Fungi; Ascomycota; Dothideomycetes; Pleosporales; Leptosphaeriaceae.
AUGGGGGCCCUUCACCCUGUCCUCUCCUCUCUCUCUCUCCCUCAUUUGCCCACUCAGACAUGGUUGACUGGCGUGGUCCAGGAGGAAGAAGAAGAGGAAGAGGAAGAAGAAGAAGAAGACUGA